Molecule: messenger RNA, 1749 nt
Organism: Linnemannia hyalina
Lineage: Eukaryota; Fungi; Mortierellomycota; Mortierellomycetes; Mortierellales; Mortierellaceae
Source: the annotation of a GenBank genome assembly
AUGCUCGCUGCUACCCCGGUCAAGACUCUUGCUCUCCUGGCAUUAGUCUCUGCCGCUGCCCAUGCUGCCGUCGUCACCUACGACUGGAAUAUCACCUACGUCAACACCAAUCCCGAUGGUCUCAUGGAGCGCCGUGUCAUCGGCAUCAACGGACAGUUCCCACCACCGGCGAUUAAUGUCACCCUGAAUGACACGCUGGUCAUCAACGUCGUGAACCAGAUCAGCGAGCCAACAUCACUGCACGCCCAUGGUCUGUUUCAGACAGGAAACAACCAGAUGGACGGCCCCUCUAUGGUCACCCAGUGCCCCAUCCCUCCAGGAGCAAACUUCACCUACACUAUCCCCAUCGAGCAAUACGGCACUUACUGGAUCCAUGGCCACAACAAGGGCCACUAUGUCGAUGGACUCCGUGGUCCUCUUAUCAUCCACAACCCAACUGAGGUCUACCAUUAUGAUGAAGAGUACACUCUUGCAUUUGCUGACUGGUACCACGACGAGCAUUCGGUCCUUUUGGAUGAUUACCUGUCGAUGUUCAACCCUACCGGUGCUGAGCCUGUCCCCAAGUCGGCAUUGAUCAACCAAGUGUUGGACAACAAAUUCUCGUUUGUGCCCGGCAAGGUCUAUCGUCUCCGCAUCAUCAACAUGUCUGCCCUCGCCAUGUUCCAUAUCCACAUCGACGGACACGACAUGGACAUCAUCGAGGUCGACGGAGUCGAUGUCCAGAGGACAACUGUCCAGACAUUCCCUAUCUCGGCUGCCCAGCGAUACUCUGUCCUUGUUACGGCCAAGAACACCACCUCCAACAACUUUCUCAUCCACGGCGACAUGGAUCCGGAAAUGUUUGACUCUGUCCCUGACACCUUGCAGAUGAACAUCACAGGAACGAUUGUCUACGAUGCUGCUUCGCCCUUGGCGCCGGCUGAACUGAUCGACUGGGGUGAUUUUGACGAUGCUGCUCUGCUCACCCCAGUCACCCCCAUGGCGGUCACUCCUGCAGACAACCAUAUCUCGCUAACCGCAUCCUUCCAGGUUAUGGACGACCACAUCAACAAGGCUACAUUCAACGACAUCACCUACGUGCUCCCAAAAGUUCCUUCCCUCUACACUGCAAUGAGCAUGGGAAAUCUUUCAAGCAACCCUGAAGUCUAUGGCACCUUUGCCCACCCACUGGUUCUCAAGCACAACAGCUGGGUCGAGAUGAUUAUCAACAACAACGAUGCAGGCAACCACCCCUUCCAUCUCCAUGGACAUGUCUUCCAAGUUGUCGGUCGAGGCGACGGAAUCUACGAUGAGUCAACUCCGUAUCCAUACUUCAAUACGACCAACCCGCUCCGUCGAGACACUGUCCUCGUCCCCUCCCUGACAAACGUUGCCAUUCGGUUCCAGGCGAACAACCCCGGUGUUUGGCUCUUCCAUUGUCACAUCGAGUGGCAUCUCCAAGCCGGUCUUGCGACUACCAUCAUUGAGGCACCCGAAGCGAUGCCUGGUGUUUUGACCGUUGAUCCAACUCAUCUUCAGCACUGCAAGGACCUUGGUAUCCCCUUUAGCGGCAACGCGGCAGGAAAUCAGGGUCUUGAUCUGACUGGUCAGAAUGUUGGACCCAAUUUGUUGCCUGGCACGUUUACGGCCAAGGGCAUUGUUGCGUUGUUCUUUACGGUGCUGUCUGCUGUUCUUGGGUUGGCGACUGUGAUCUGGUAUGCUCAGGAUGAAGGGCUUGUCCCGAGCGAAGAAGGCGAAGAUACCAAGUAG